This is a messenger RNA of Pelodiscus sinensis (Chinese soft-shelled turtle), 765 nucleotides long. Its product is annotated as olfactory receptor 52K2-like. Lineage: Eukaryota; Metazoa; Chordata; Testudines; Trionychidae. Gene Ontology annotation, biological process: G protein-coupled receptor signaling pathway. Gene Ontology annotation, molecular function: olfactory receptor activity; G protein-coupled receptor activity. The record is from RefSeq and is a predicted model, not a curated record. Gene Ontology annotation, cellular component: plasma membrane.
AUGUACUAUUUCCUCUGCAUGCUGGCCGUCACCGACCUGGUCCUGUCGACGUCCGUCCUGCCCAAAAUGCUGAGCAUCUUCUGGGCCAAUUCUCGGGAGAUUGGUUUUAGUGCUUGUCUCACCCAGAUGUUCUUCCUUCACUGCUUCACUGUGGUGGAGUCUGGGAUCUUCAUGGCCAUGGCGUUGGAUCGCUACGUGGCCAUCUGCCUUCCCCUGAGAUAUUCCCUCACUCUGACUAAGCGCAUGGUGACCAAGAUCGGCCUGGCUGCGGUGCUGCGUGGUGCCAUGCUCAUACUACCGUUUCCACUCCUGGCAAAGCGCUGGCCAUAUUGCAGAACUAACCUCAUCGCCCACUCGUACUGUAGGCACAUCGCCGUGGUGAAGCUGGCCUGUGCUGACAUCCGCAUCAGUAGUUACUACAGCCUCUUUGUGAUAUUUUUUGUGACAGGUCUGGACCUGUGCUUUAUUGCAGUGUCCUAUAGCAAGAUCCUCCAAGCCCUCUUCAGCCUCCACACAAAGGACACCUGGCUCAAGACCUUUGGGACCUGCAGCUCCCACCUCUGUGCCCUCUUAGCCUUUUAUAUCCCAGACGUCUUAUCCUCCGUCGUGCACCGGGUGUUUCACAACAUUCCCCAGCAUGUCCUCGUUCUCAUUGCAAACAUACACAUUCUGAUUCCCCCUGUGGUGCACCCCUUCAUCUAUGGGGUGAAGACCAAGCAAAUCCGGGACAGGUUGCUCAGGCUGUUUACUCAUAAAAGGACCUAA